ACUAGACGAGACAUUCAUUUCAUUUCGUUUCUGGUCGUGGCUCGUUCACUAUCUAUCAAUACAAUUAGUUCCCGGGUCUUUAUCUAAUUAGUGUAAUAACAGCGGAUUUACCCUAACGAGCGUCAGGUUUUAGUUAUUUACCUCAGUCAGUGCGAAUCGACGGCGUGGGUAUCACGGACCCGGCGUAGCAUACGUAAACAUCGACACUCGACAGUGCCACGGUAGCACCAUGCGGUCAGGCGCUCUACCAUAUGCCUCAUGAAUAAAUACUCGUGAACAAAUUGUUUUGAAUUUAGAACUUGACCGCUCAAGUGUUGAGGAUUUUAGUGAAGUGAACAUUUACUUUUUUUUUGUUGGAUUUUGCGGUGAAAUUUUAUGUUGGAAUGUGUUGAAAACCCUAAACAAAAAUGGAUAAAAAACUAGACUUAAUGUCAUUAUUUGAGUCGGACUCGUGGCAGGCGUCCGAGGACCUCCUGGAAAAUAUAUUUUCCCUGGACCAGGGGUCGUUGGACUUUCUGGAGGAGUCUUUGCCGGACUUCAAUUUGCCGAUCGCCGACAAUGUGUCUCAACCGGAAGGCCUCAGUAGUUCGUGUUCAGACAGCGGAUUGUCAAGCGAUCCGGCGGAAUUUGACUUCGAGCAGCAACUGUCGCCGUUCCUCAUACAGAACUCGUGCGACGAGGACGUCCCGACGACAGUCCUGGGUCCCAUGAGCCCCGGCAACGCGCAGGAUGUCAUCAUCCAGGACACCAGCGACUCCAACAGCUCGGAGCAGGACACGUUUGACAUGCUCGACUUCGAACAAAACGUCAUGCCCGGCUUCAUCAAUAGUGAUACAUUCCAAAUUAAUAAUGGUAACACUGGGAGAAAACGCCGUCUCUCCCAGACGCCGCAAGCGCCGCAACCGAAGGUGCAAAAACCGACGAUCCGAUUACCAGCCGCAGCCGCACAGAAACCGCAGCUAGUCGUUAAGGCGCAGCCUCAGAAGCCCGUAAAACUGACAAACGUGCAAGUCAUCAACCCCCAAACUAAAGUGUACUCCAAACCGGUUGAGAGCGUUGCCCCUCAACGGAGGUUAAUCAGAGUCGCGCCUAUGAAUGGGAACCCUCGCUCCAUACUCCUCCCAGUGACGUUUAAAGACAUGAAGGAUCUGAAGUCCAUAAAGAUCAUAAACGCGGCGGAUCUAAAAAACGCAUCGAAUAUCAAAAUCGCCGCCGCGAAUCUUCUGUCGCAGAGCAAAUUGCAAGAUUUCAAAGUGGAGAGUCGCGACGAUCGCGAUUACGAACAGAAUGGCAAUUUGGAUGACUCAGGCAGCGACCAUAGUGACGACGAUGACGACCAUAGAGAGACCCAGAUCAACGAUGGUAGAAACGGGUAUCCCCGUCUCGUUCUAACUGCAGAAGAAAGACGUUUGCUAGCAAAGGAGGGCAUCAGUCUACCAACGAGCUAUCCACUUACAAAACACGAAGAGAGGGAACUGAAGAGGAUCCGACGCAAAAUCAGGAACAAGAUCUCCGCACAAGACUCCCGCAAACGCAAGAAGGAGUAUGUUGAUGGAUUGGAAGAUAGAGUCAAACAGUGCACGGCCGAUAAUCAGACGCUAAUCAGGAGGAUAAAAAUACUGCAGUCACAGAACCAUUCACUUACGCAACAGUUGAAGAGAUUGCAGAACGUGCUGACGGGCGUGACGUCAGGCUCGGGCGGCAAGGCGCAGCCGGCGACGUGUCUGCUGGUGCUGCUGCUGUCGGUGGCGCUGGUGGCGCUGCCGUCCAUGCGCGACGACGUGCGCGCCAAGGGGCCCGCGCGCGCCGCCUCGCCCGCCCUCACGCGCGCGCUGCUCUCCGCCACCAACAAAAUGGGCCUCGACGAGACCGUCAUAGACGACGGAGAGUUCAACAUGGACGAACUGAUCACGUUCAACCGCGCGCACUCCGACCACGAUUACCAAGUCGUCAAGAACUUGGACAGCGGCAAGAUCCUGCCGAACGGUUACGUCGACCUGCCCAUAGACGAGGACUGGCCACCUAACCUCAAAAAACGAAUGAAAAAGUUGGAAUUCGACUACGAAGACGGGAAAGACUACCUGCCGCCUAUUGUCAAGGAAGAAAACUAUCAAAACGCCUACAAAACAUCGACUGGUGCAGCUAUCGAGGACAAUGACAUAAAACUUGAUAACAAUUACCUAACUAAUACUUUGUUAUCAACUGGACGGAAAUUGGGUGAACUAUUGGAAGCCUUUCCUCCGAUACCUGUCAAGAAUGAGGACAUACUCGUAGAGGAGAUAUCAGAUUUUGAUACCAGAAAUAAUAUCACGGAUAUCAAAAGUUUCGUUGUAAACGGAACUUUAAAUGAAUACUAAAUUAAAUUUUUUUUUUUUGGAUUUUUAGAAAUUGGCUACUAUGUAACCUGUAAUAAAAAAUGUUUGUAUACAGUGAAUUUUUACCGUUAGUUCUACUUUUUUUUUUGCAAAAUAAUUUUACUUGUUAGGCACGAAAAAAUAGAGAAAGUGUUUUGAUGAGUUAGUUGGCAAUUUCUGAAAAAUCAUAUACAUUAUACAUACUUACUGGUAUAAUAAUAAAAAAAGUGAGUUUACUGUUUUAGAUCGACUGUCUAAAUAGACGUAUGUUGCCCCGCAGCAUACACUAUCAAUAAUACGCCUGAAAAGUGAAAGGUGCGCAGAAUAGGUUGCGCACAAAAAACGUAAUGCUGUCAUUCGUUCGUCGAAUUUUAUUCCCCAUAUUUUUUUCAUAUCGGGGAUUUUAAUUGAAAAAUCGAUUCUUAUGGAGUAACCUCCUAUUAUUGUAUUCCGUUUGCUUUCAAUGCACUUAAUUCCUAUGAGAUAUUGAUAUUAAUUUACGCAGAAUAUUUCAAUUAUUAUUAUUCCUUUUAGUUUUAGCCUUGUUGGUAGACACUUCAUUCGUUGUUCUGAUAAAAAUAUUGUCAGAAACAUCGACGGUCGUGACAUUUUUAGGUUAAGUAUUAUUUUGUGAUUAAAUAAGACUUGAACAUAAUAAUUCAUUGAGCAUAUUUAUUUUAUAUGAAAUCAAAAUUAAUAUAUAUAAAUUAUAAUAUAAAUGAAUUUGUAUCUUCAAUAUUUUACCGUUUUGGUAUCUAUAUUAUUUUUAAUAUUACGUCGAUUACUAUUUAAGCAUUUUGUUGAUAAGAGUUGGUGCAAUUAUUUCUAAGCAACUGAUCUUCAGUGUUAAAUAAUAUAUUUAGUUAGUAAAUGAUAAAUUUAAUUAUUGUAAUAAGUUUUAUUCCUUAAAGUUAUAUUAAUUGUGUCUAAUCAUGAGACCGACAAUUUUGGAAUGCUACAAUUGUUAUUUUAAAAUAAACUAUACAGACAGAA
Molecule: messenger RNA, 3347 nt
Organism: Bicyclus anynana (squinting bush brown)
Lineage: Eukaryota; Metazoa; Arthropoda; Insecta; Lepidoptera; Nymphalidae
Exons: 8
Coding region: 408-2357 (649 amino acids)
Biological process (GO): regulation of transcription by RNA polymerase II
Cellular component (GO): nucleus
Molecular function (GO): RNA polymerase II cis-regulatory region sequence-specific DNA binding; DNA-binding transcription factor activity, RNA polymerase II-specific
Source: RefSeq, a predicted model, not a curated record